AUAAGUCCACCGGGUGUAGCCGGUAAUGCCGGUUUGUUUUAGUGGGUUACGAAUUUACAGCGGUUUAAAAGAUUGCCAUUGCUUCACAGUUUUCACACAGACAAACAGAGACGAGAAAAAAAAAUAAAACAGAGAAACCAGAGAGAAAGAGAAAAGCUUUAUUUAUUUAUGUUAUUUUUGGAAAUUUCCUCUUUGCGCGAGUGUACGAGCUCUGAUAUCUCGGCUCAUCUGCUGCAAUUUGUACAGGUUGAUGAGGAGAUUUAGAGAUGAGCAGUGAGUUGUUGGUUUUUUGGCAGAAGGAAAGAGGAAGAGUGAAAGUGACUAGAGAUAAAAAAGUGGAAAGGAAGACCGAUAAAUCAGAAUUGAUUGAUUGUUGCAUAAAUCAAGAAGAUUGGUAGUGAAUUGAGAGGAAUACAGGCUUGUUUUGGUCGAUUUGAUAAUUUUCUAAGGGAUAGUUGGUUUUCUUUUUUUAAACGAGAGCGGUGUUGGUAAUUUGCGUUGAAUUCGAGCUAGGGUUUUUUAGUUUUAUGGGAAUUUUAGAGUAUCGGAUGAGAGAUCUGAGCUGAAAACAUUUGGAAACGUUGAAGUAAAAAAAAUGACAAUUACGGAGGUAUCAAUGAAAGGAAAUUGUGUUAACGGAAGAGGAGAAGAAAGCUUUUCUUCUGGUUAUAGCAAGCCAAUUGAUGCUCGGAACACCAUGGAAGGGCAAAACGGUCUGUCGACUCGUCAAGCUGCCGUCAGAGACCCGGAAACAGCGCUGUAUGCGGAGCUUUGGCGUGCAUGUGCCGGACCUCUGGUGACCGUCCCUCGCGAAGGAGAGCGCGUGUUCUACUUUCCCCAAGGUCACAUAGAACAGGUUGAGGCCUCUACUAAUCAGGUUUCAGACCAGCAUAUGCCAGUGUAUAAUCUUCCAUCGAAAAUCCUUUGUCGGGUGAUUAACGUUCAAUUAAAGGUUGAACCUGAUACUGAUGAAGUUUUUGCACAAGUGACUCUGCUUCCUGAACCUACACAGCAAGACGAGAAUACCUUGGACAAGGAGCCUCCCGUUCCUCAACCCCCACGGUUCGAUGUUCAUUCCUUUUGCAAGACCUUGACUGCCUCCGAUACUAGCACCCAUGGUGGGUUUUCGGUGCUCAGGCGACAUGCUGAUGAAUGUCUUCCACCAUUGGACAUGUCACGGCAACCUCCAACACAGGAAUUGGUUGCUAAGGAUUUGCAUGGAAAUGAGUGGCGAUUCCGGCAUAUCUUCAGGGGUCAACCACGAAGACACUUGCUUCAAAAUGGCUGGAGUGUUUUUGUGAGUUCCAAGAGGCUUGUUGCAGGGGAUGCAUUUAUAUUUUUAAGAGGUGAGAACGGAGAAUUACGUGUUGGUGUAAGAAGAGCAAUGAGGCAGCAGGGCAAUGUUCCUCCAUCCGUAAUAUCAAGUCAUAGCAUGCAUCUUGGUGUGCUUGCAACAGCGUGGCAUGCCUUCUCAACACGAACCAUAUUUACUGCGUAUUACAAACCUAGGACAAGCCCAGCCGAAUUUAUUGUUCCAUUUGAUCAGUGCAUGGAGUCAUUAAAGAAUAAUUACUCUAUAGGGAUGAGAUUCAAAAUGAGAUUUGAAGGUGAAGAAGCUCCUGAACAGAGGUUUACUGGAACAAUAGUUGGAAUAGAAGAUACUGAUCCGAAAAGGUGGCAGGAUUCCAAAUGGAGAUGCCUCAAGGUGCGAUGGGAUGAGACAUCUAACAUACCUCGUCCGGAGAGAGUUUCUCCUUGGAAAAUUGAACCUGCUUUGGCUCCUUCAGCCUUGAAUCCCCUUCCAAUUCCCAGGGCCAAAAGGCCUCGACCCCAUGCAGUACCUUCAUCCCCUGAUUCCUCUGUGCUAACUAGGGAAGGUUCAUCCAAAGUUACUGGAGACCCUUCAACAGCUAGUGGUUUGUCAAGGGUCUUGCAAGGUCAAGACUUCUUGACCUUGAGAGGCAACUUUGCAGAGAGUAUGGAGUCUGACACUGCUGAAAAGUCGGUGAUGUGGCCACCUGUAGAUAAUGAGAAGAUUCAUGUGGUUUCUGCUUCAAGAAGAUUUGGUUCAGAGAAUUGGAUGUCCUCCAGGAGGCAUGAACCAACAUACACAGAUCUACUCUCAGGGUUUGGAUCAAAUGCUGAUUCCUCACAUGGGUAUUGUUCGUCCUUGGUUGAUCAAACUUUAUUGGUUGGUAAGACUAUGAAAGAAAAAGCAGUAGAUCAAGAAAGGAAGUUUGGCUCUUGGUCCCUCGGCCCUUCUGGUCUAUCACUCAAAUUGGCCGACACAAAUGCAAUGCUGCCAAGGCAAGGUUCUAGCGUGCCUUAUAAACCCCGAGGAAAUGGUCAAUGUAGUGGUUUUGGUGACUAUCCUGUACUUCAAGGCCAUAAAAUUGAACACUCAAAUGGAAACUGGUUGAUGCCUCCCCCAAAUUCGCAUCAUGAGAAGAGUCCAGUCCAAUCUCGAGAUUUAGUUCCUACAUCAUUGGUACAAGAACACGAGAAUGGAAAAUCUGGAGAAGGAAACUGCAAGCUCUUUGGUAUUCCUCUCAUUAGGAAUUUUGUUGCAUUGGAGCCCACUUUCUCUCGUGUUAAUUCGUUGAAUAAGCCUGUGGGUCAUAUGCAAGCUGCAGUACACCAUGUUCGAGCUUUUGAAUCUGACAAGAGAUUUGAAAACUCAAAGGUCUCACAAUCAGUGGAUGUGGAGGACUUGUCUAAUUUUAAUGAGCUGGAGAAACAACCUCAUGCACGAGAGAUUCAAAGCAAGCCGUUUAGUGCUUCAACUAGGAGUUGUACUAAGGUUCACAAGCAAGGGAUUGCUCUUGGUAGGUCUGUGGAUCUUUCCAAGUUCCACGACUACGAUGAACUUAUUGCUGAACUGGAUCGAUUAUUUGAAUUUAGAGGCGAGUUAAUGGCCCCUAAAAGGAAUUGGCUUGUGGUUUAUACUGAUGACGAGGGUGAUAUGAUGCUUGUUGGAGAUGAUCCCUGGCAGGAAUUUUGUGCGAUGGUUCGCAAGAUUGGUAUCUACACUAGAGAGGAGGUACAGAAGAUGAAGCCAGGAUCAAUGAGCUCAAAGGGUGAGGACAAUUCAGUUUCCGCGGGAGGCCUGGAUGGAGUGGAAAUGAUAACAUCUAGCGCAGAGAAUUGUUAGGCUUUUCUUAAUGGUUCUUGCCCUUUGUUAAAGAGACAUUAGGAGCGCUAUAUUGGCAUUCCAAUUGGUUAUAAGCUUAGAUCAGUUUGUGACAUGGGAGUCUAUAUUGGCAGCAAGUUGAUCUUCUAAACCAGAAUAGUAGUAUAGUGAAAUUCUGGACAUGCUGCAGAGGUCAUAGUUUAAAAUGUUCUCUAUAUGCAUAAAUUAUGUAAACCCGAAUCUGUGUUUUUGAGUGCGGCUGUACCGGCCGUUGCUUUUGCAGCUCCCCCUACUCCCCAUGUACAGAGGUCGCAUUUCGGCCUGUGAAUGCAAGUUAAUACAUCGUCUAAUGUUCCAAUUAAAGCA
Molecule: messenger RNA, 3496 nt
Organism: Hibiscus syriacus
Lineage: Eukaryota; Viridiplantae; Streptophyta; Magnoliopsida; Malvales; Malvaceae
Product: auxin response factor 2A-like
Exons: 15
Coding region: 596-3151 (851 amino acids)
Biological process (GO): regulation of DNA-templated transcription; response to hormone
Cellular component (GO): nucleus
Molecular function (GO): DNA binding; protein binding
Source: RefSeq, a predicted model, not a curated record